Naegleria lovaniensis is the source of this 2274-nucleotide messenger RNA. RefSeq lists its product as uncharacterized. The record is from RefSeq and is a predicted model, not a curated record. Gene Ontology annotation, molecular function: protein binding; structural molecule activity. The transcript has a single exon. Gene Ontology annotation, cellular component: clathrin coat of trans-Golgi network vesicle; clathrin coat of coated pit. NCBI's taxonomy places the organism in Eukaryota, Heterolobosea, Eutetramitea, Acrasida, Naegleriidae. Bases 1 to 2274 code for a protein of 757 amino acids. Gene Ontology annotation, biological process: intracellular protein transport; vesicle-mediated transport.
AUGAAUUCACCUUUUCAGCACGAUAUUGUAGACCUGCUCUCGAACCCUCCUCCGACCACGCAUGAUCAAACAAAAGCGAAUGGAUUAUUGCAAGCCUUUGAUCAUGAAGUAAUAUUCAAUUGUAAACACUUUCAAAACGAUGUCGUUUAUUCAAAUUAUGAAUUUUAUAUGCAGAGCUUGAAAUCUGCUACUCUUCUCUUGCUUCCUUCCAAUCCCGUUGAUUCAUCACACAAACUGCUUCAUUUAGAUUUGACCGGAAAAAUUAAUGAUGCCACGAUUCACAACCUCAAAGUUAAUGCCAACUUGGCAAAAUUCAACACCAGUGGAGAACUGGUCGUGUUACAAGCUCCGUAUCCAACUAAAGCAAUGCAAGUAUUUAAUAUCGUUCAAAAAACAAAAGUGCUCAACAUUGACGAUCAUGAAAUAGUUUUUAUUGACUGGCUUUCCAAUGAUACUAUAGGCUAUGUGAAAGAUGGAUCUGUACAUGUACAGAAGCUAGAUCAAACGACAGAGCCCGAAAAAGUGUUUUCCGUUGCAGAAGAUUUUCUAUCAGGAGUAUCUCCUCACAAGGGAAUUAUUAAAUUGGAACAUGAUGCUCAUGAUGAUUUUUUCGCAAUCUUGGGAAGAACAGACGGUGGUGAUCAAAUUGCAAAAAUAUACUCGAAAAAGCGCAACAUCUCUCGAACUAUACGUUCAAGCGUUGGAGGAUUCACAUUUGUGACACUUAAAGAUGAUAAUAGCUCAACGGAUAGUGUUAAAUCCUAUAUUGUGAUAACCACAGGAAAUAAUAUUUUGUUUUCAGACCCAGCAGACCGACAAAGAGUUCAUCUCGAAACAGAAGAACCGACCGCUCAACUCUCAGUUCACUUUCUGAAAAAGUACAAACUUGUGAUAAUACUUUCAACGAAUGGAACAUGUUACAUUUAUGAUGCAAAACGAAAGACUCAGAUUAUACAUGAAAUAAUUUAUGAUAAGUCCCAACAACAGGUUGAAAAUUCCUUUGUUGUGGAUGAAGAGUAUUUGAUCAUUCAUGACACUAUGGGAGAAAUUGUGAAAUAUUCAGUGAAACCUGAUUUCAUGUACAAUUAUUAUUUGAAACUGGCAGAUGCAGAGAUGAUUCAUUUAUGGAAGACAGAACUAUCCAAGAAAGGAAUUACUCAUGUUUUACUCUCUGAAUGUGUCAGUCCUUUGUCAAGACCUUUAAAAAAGUAUAAUAGAGACCUGAAAGGAUCUAUACAUGUGUUUUCUCCAUUGAUUUCUCAUUACUUUCCAAAUUUUUAUGAAAAAGUGAUAUUGAGAAAUGCUGAACUUUCAUCAAGUGAAGUUCAAGUUGUUGAACAAUUAAUAUCAUACAUGAUUUACGGAGGAGACGAUGUGAAAAUCAAUACGGAAUCUAUUUUAGAAUGGUCAUUUAUUGCACAACAAUGUGGAGAAGAAUUUUCAAAAUUGAAAAAUAUGCUUAAAUUAUUGUUUUUAAAGACCAUUCAUGAAUCAGUUGAUCCCUUUCAAUUGGUGACUCAAAUUGAAGGGUUGAUAUCCAAACAUCGGAAUGACAAUGAAGAUAAUAAUAUCCUUAAUUACUCAAUUGUUAACGAGCAAGCAAAAUCAGUGACCAUGUCUCUCAAGUUCUUGAUGAACGACACGAAUUCUAGCGAUAUAACUGUUGAAGCAUUUGGAAAGGGGUAUCAUCUGCACAGAACUGUGAUUUCAAGUGUGAGUGAAUUUUUCCAAAUCAUGAUGGAUGAGGAAGGUGCCUUUAAUGAGAGCAAAAAUAAUGUUUUAUCGUUACUUGAUCAUGAAAGCAUGUCAAAAAGGGAUACAGAGAUUAUGAAUGAAGAAGACAAGAGAGAAUCUUUCGAAAUAUUGCUGGAAUUCACUUAUUCAUCAUUUGAAGAACGCGCACCUUCAUUUUCACGGCCAAUGGAUGAUAUUUUCGAGCUCUUGUUCCCAAAACCAUCCAUUGAUUCACAUACCAAUUUGAGACAGUUCAUCAUUGCCUAUGACAUGGCAGACUUGUAUCAAUUUAAUUCACAUAUUCGAUCAAAAGUAGUGACCAUGAUUGAACAAAAUUUGACAGUUGAAACAUUUUUACAGGUUGUUGAAUGGAGCAAAUCCUUUGCAGAAGAAGAGGGAAACGAAAAUGAAUUGCAGAAUUGCUUGAUUGAUUUUGCAUCGAGACAUAUCAAAAACAUUUUGGCACAUUAUUCCAAUGAAAAGCUUGGAGAACAUGGAGAAUUGUUGGCUAAAAUUUUGAGAAAACUCUUCGUGCGUUAG